Messenger RNA from Halichondria panicea, 1812 nucleotides. RefSeq names its product dihydropyrimidinase-like. Gene Ontology annotation, cellular component: cytoplasm. Gene Ontology annotation, biological process: pyrimidine nucleobase catabolic process. The transcript is spliced from 18 exons. Gene Ontology annotation, molecular function: dihydropyrimidinase activity. NCBI's taxonomy places the organism in Eukaryota, Metazoa, Porifera, Demospongiae, Suberitida, Halichondriidae. The record is from RefSeq and is a predicted model, not a curated record. Bases 170 to 1672 code for a protein of 500 amino acids.
AGUUAGCUCUACUGACGAUCUUUACUGAAAAGAAAAGGGUCAAUGUGGCUAAACAAGGGGGCGUAGCUGUUAAAAAACUGACUGGCUUGCCUUCUGCUCGCCGUCGGCUCUACUCACUACUACUGUACUGUGUCAUUGUGUAUCUCUUUGUCAGUUGUAUCACAAAGAAAUGGCUGAUCGUCGCCCUCUGCUCAUCAAGGGAGGUACUGUAGUCAACUCUGACUGCAAGGUCAAGGCUGACGUCUACUGUGAGGAUGGCAUUAUCAAGCAGGUUGGCCUGGACCUCAAGGACAUCCCCGCUGAUGCCAAGGUAGUGGAUGCAACUGGGAAGCUGGUCAUGCCAGGUGGCAUUGACACUCACACUCACAUGCAACUGCCGUUCAUGGGUACUGUUGCCAUUGACGAUUUCUACACUGGAACAAGAGCUGCUCUCGCUGGAGGCACCACUAUGAUCAUGGACUUUGUUCUGGGACCAAAGAACGAGUCCCUCCUCCAGAUGUACGAUCGUUGGCGAGGGUGGGCAGACGCCAAGGUGUGCUGUGAUUACUCCCUCCAUGUGGGUGUGACUUGGUGGAGCCCUCAGGUAAGGGAAGAGAUGGGCACUCUAGUGAGAGAGAAGGGAGUCAACUCAUUCAAGAUGUUCUUGGCCUACAAGGACGUGUUCAUGCUCAGAGAUGAUGAGCUUCUCCAGUCGUUUGAGCGAUGCAAAGAAAUUGGAGCCAUAGCGCAGGUCCAUGCCGAAAACGGUGACAUCAUUCACACGCAAUCCAAGAAGAUGAUUGAGAUGGGGAUCACUGGUCCCGAGGGUCACGAGAUGUGUCGUCCAGAGAUUGUAGAGGGGGAGGCUACCUUCAGAGCCAUCACGCUCGCUAGUCAGGUCAACUGCCCCAUCUACAUUGUCCAUGUGAUGAGUAAGAGCGCUGCCCAGGCCGUCAUGAGAGGCAAGGAAAUGGGUUGUGUGGUGUUUGGUGAACCCAUCGCUGCUAGUCUGGGAACUGACGGCACCAACUAUUGGAACAAGUGCUGGAGGCAUGGAGCUGGUCAUGUGAUGGGUCCCCCCCUUCGGCCUGAUCCCACUACCCCCAGCUAUCUCAUGAACCUCCUGGCCAAGGGCGACCUGGACCUGACAGGCACAGACAAUUGCACGUUCAAUGCCAAUCAGAAGGCUCUGGGAAAGGACGACUUUAGAUCCAUUCCAAAUGGAGUUAACGGUGUUGAGGAUCGAAUGUGCGUGAUAUGGGAAAAGGGUGUGAGCACUGGUAAGAUGGACCCGUGUCGUUUCGUGGAGGUUACGAGCACCAUGGCUGCAAGAGUGUUCAAUAUAUACCCUCAGAAGGGUGUAAUUCGUGUUGGCUCUGAUGCUGAUAUUGUAGUAUGGGACCCUGAGGCUGUGAAGACCAUCUCUGCCAAAACUCACUACCAGGCUGUGGACUUCAAUAUAUUCGAGGGCAUGAAGUGUCGCGGUGUGCCAGUCGUGGUCAUCAGUCAGGGUAGAGUGUGCGUAGAGAAUGGAAAGGUGGAGGUUGUCAAGGGGUGUGGCCGCUUCAUCCCCCGCCAACCAUACGCUGACGUGGUCUACUCACGCAUCCAUCAGAGAGACAAGACUUGCCAACCCCAGAAGGUGGAGAGGGAGCCCUACACUGGCCCAGUGAUACAGAUACCCUCCCAGUAACACCAUGGUUACAAGACAAUAUAAUUGUGUAAAAGGAAAGACUGAAACUUUAAUUUGAAUUAUGGAGAAUGUUUUUUGUUUCUACCAAAACACGAUCUGUACAAGCUAGCAAAUAAUUAUUAGUAUAAAGUGAUCAAUUA